AUGGAGGCUUAUCCCCACACUAAGGUUCAUCACUUACCCCGAACCUAUUCUGAUCAUGCUCCUAUUUUAAUUUCACUUUCAAAUAUUACUGCUUCAGGUCCUUUUCCUUUUAGAUGUAAAGAAGUCUGGUUGUCUCAUCCUGAUUUUUCUAAUUUUUUUGUUAGCAAUUGGCUUCCACCAAAUAAUUCUUUUUUGCAGGGAAGAGAGGCUUUUCUAAAGUCUGUUUGGAAUCAUAAUGUUUUUGGCAACUUAAAAAAACAAAAGAAGGAAUUAUUAGCUAGAAUAGAUGGAAUUCAAAUCGCUUUAAGUAAAAAGUACUCUGGUUAUUUGGUAAAUUUAGAAAAGAUUUUACUUCAGAGACUUAAUGAUAUCUUAAAUAAAGAACGAUUGAUUUGGGCUCAAAAGUCAGGCAUGAACUGGAGAAAAUAUGGAGAUUAUAAUACCAAAUACUUUCACAUGAUUUCUAAUAUUAAGAAAUCAAGAGGGAAAAUUCUAACCUUGAAAAAUAGUGAGGAUGUGUGGAUUACAGACCAAGAUCAACUUAAGAUUAUGGCUACUGAUUAUUUUCAAAAACUUUUUACUACUACUAGAUUGAGUGGUAAUUUAUUUUGUUGUACUCAUAGCAAUUUUUCCAUUAAUCAUGAGGAGUACAAUGUUUUAGAUUCUCUAAUUACUAUGGAUCAGGUACAUAGCAAUCUUUUUGCUAUGGAUCUGAUUAAAAGUCCGGGUCCAGAUGGAAUUCAACCCAUUUUCUUCCAGAAACAUUGGGCCCAAAUAGGUCACAUUAUCUAUGAUUUUUGUAACUCUUGUUUUCGCAAUGGAAAAAUCCCAGAAGAUAUUAAUCGUUCUUAUAUUACCCUUAUUCCUAAAAAUGCUUGCCCCUCUACUAUUGCUGAAUUUAGACCUAUUAAUUUAUGUAAUACUAUAUAUAAGCUUAUCACCAAGAUUAUAUCUUCUAGAUUAAAAACUAUUCUGGGUCGUAUUAUAAGUCCGUUCCAAUCUAGCUUUAUUCAUGGCCGUGGUAUAGAAGAUAAUGUGAUCCUCGUGAAAGAAAUGGCUCAUCACUUUCAUAAGGUAAAGAAAAGAAAUAAAAUAAUGGCUUUGAAAUUAGAUAUCACUAAAGCCUAUGAUAGCUUAGAGUGGGACUUUAUUAGGGAAACGCUUUUAUAUUUUCAAUUCCCUUCAAAAAUGAUUGAUCUUAUUAUGUCUUGUAUUACUUCCCUUUCGAUUUCAAUUCUUUGGAAUGGGGAAAUUUGUAGUAAUUUUAAGCCUUCUAGGGGAAUUCGUCAGGGAGAUCCUCUCUCUUCUUAUAUCUUUGUUUUAUGUCUUGAUAGAUUAUCUACUCUCAUUGAAAAUGCGAUUCAAUCUCACAAUUGGAAACUUAUUGCUAUCACUAAAAAUAUCAAGAUCUCUCAUGUUUUUUAUGCUGAUGAUGUCUUCCUUUUUAGUAUUGCUACUAAGGACUAUUUAGAAAAGAUUGUGAAUAUUUUGAAUGACUUUGGUGAAAUUUCUGGAUUAAAAAUUAGUAUGAGUAAGUCCACUCUUAUUUUUCCUUCAAAUCUUCACCACUCUAUUAGAGAGGAUAUUGCAGGGGAUUAUGGUUUUAAAAUAUCUUCUUCGUUUGGAAAAUACUUAGGGGUAGACAUUAGGCCUAACAAGUUGAAGAUUUCAAACUAUUUAACUCUCUUGGAUAAAUCUAUGGACAGAGUGAGAGGUUGGCAAGCAAAAUUGCUAAAUAUGGCAGGCAGAUGCACCCUUAUUAAAUCAGUUUUAAACUCCUAUCCUCUUUAUGCCAUGCAAACUAACAUUUUACCUACAUCCAUUACUUAUGCUCUGGAAAAAUGCUGCAGGAAAUUUUUAUGGAACAAGGUAGAUAGAAGUAAAUACAUGUCUAGGCUUUCUUGGGAAAAAGUUACCAGACCUAUUAAUAAGGGAGGUCUGGGAAUUAGAAGAUUAAAAGAAUGGAACUUGGCUUUCAUGGCCAAAUUGGGUCGGACGAUCUUAACUAAUUCAGAUAAACUUUGGGUCAAAAUUUUAAAAGAAAAAUAUCUUAAGAACUCCAAUUUCUUAAACUGUUUUGCUAAUAAUACUCAUUCCCCUUUAUGGAGGGAUAUUCUCAAAGGUCGUUCCAUUCUUGAGCAAGGAAUCAUGAUAGGAAUUGGAAAUGGAGAUUCAACUUCUUUAUGGUAUCAUCAUUGGGUUGGUGAUCAACCCUUGUAUAAAACUGAGGGAGUUAGAAUUCCAGAAUCUAAGGCUCACUGGAACAAAGUAGUUUUUGAUCUUCAAAUGAAAUCUGCCUUUUCCCUUUACAAUGCCUUUUAUGUGGAUUGGAGUUUUGCUAACAACUGCUCACAGGGAAAGGAUUUAAGUUGCAAUCAAGUUCCGGGUUUAGCCAAAAAGACUUGGUUUCCUCCAAAGGAAGGGGUGAUGAAAUUGAACGUGGAUGGAGCAUGGAAAUCAGAUGCUGUUGCAGGUGGUGGAGGAGUGUUUAGAAGGUCAACAGGUUCGUGGUUUGUGGGUUUCUCCAGCAAAUUCACAGUACAUACACCCCUAGCUGCGGAGCUGUAUGCUUUAAGGGAAGGUUUGAUCAUCGCAAAGGACUUCAAAUUUGAUAAGCUGGAAAUUGAAACAGAUGCUUUAAAUCUUAAAGUGCUGCUUGGUAAAAUUAAAGAACAGGAUCAUCAUGAGCUUGGACCAGUUUUGAGGGAAGUUGCUCAUCUUCUCAGCCAGAACUGGGUGGUGAAUUUGACUUAUAUCCCAAAGCUCUGCAACAAAGUAUCUCAUUCCCUUGAUGCCCAUUCCCUAAUAAUGGCAGUUGGAAGUAAGAUGCAUUAUAUCAUCCCCUCAUGUGCUAAGGCAGAUUAUGAAGCUGAUUUUGAAAAUGCAAAUCCGGAAUAUGUGGAGACAAUGGCAAGGAAUGCAAGAGAGCAGGCUAUGUCGAUUGUAGGAGCUAAGCGUGCUCAUGACAAUGCAGAUACUUUGAAUCAGGCUACUUCCUCGAGCUCAGCUUCUCAGUUGGUUUUUGGUUCAAUUGUCACUGAUAUUAGAGGAGCAGUGGAAAACUUGAAAAAGAUGGAGCAUCACAAUCAAAGCAAAGGCAAAGAAAAAUCAUUCAUACCUUUUGUUGUUGGUGGUUCAACAAUGGAUACGGCAAUUGAAAUUGUUGAAGUUGAGGAUGGAGAGAUUACCAACAAUUGA
Spinacia oleracea (spinach) is the source of this 3198-nucleotide messenger RNA. RefSeq lists its product as uncharacterized. NCBI's taxonomy places the organism in Eukaryota, Viridiplantae, Streptophyta, Magnoliopsida, Caryophyllales, Amaranthaceae. The transcript is spliced from 2 exons. Gene Ontology annotation, molecular function: RNA-DNA hybrid ribonuclease activity; nucleic acid binding. Bases 1 to 3198 code for a protein of 1065 amino acids. The record is from RefSeq and is a predicted model, not a curated record.